Molecule: messenger RNA, 3409 nt
Organism: Lingula anatina
Lineage: Eukaryota; Metazoa; Brachiopoda; Lingulata; Lingulida; Lingulidae
Product: zinc finger-containing ubiquitin peptidase 1
Molecular function (GO): ubiquitin-like protein peptidase activity
Source: RefSeq, a predicted model, not a curated record
AUGGUUCAUUUAGAUUAUUUGAGUCCAUCAAAGGAGAGCAGAGGAGGAAACAAUUCCACAGCGCAGAGCAGCCGCCCAGUCAGUAACGCAGACAACGUGGAGGAAAUGCCGUGCUAUGGUAAAAAAGCAAAAACAAAACAGACAGUGUCUGGUAGGGAUUCCCCCCAGCUGCUGGUCAGUAGUCCAGUGAGACAAGGAUCAGAGAUGACCAGGCAGGAGUCUGCUACCACCUCCAACCAGGCCAGUAUGAGGGCCAGGCUGUACCUGGAGGUGCGGUCCCCAGGGGCUGGCAGCACCGACAGUUCUAACAUGGACAGUGCCAGCGAAACCAGCACCGGGAGUGAACCCAUGGACACAGCUCAAAGUUCAGACAGUGACAGUGGGGGUCAGCCAUUCCACUGUCCACUCUGUGCAUGGAGCACAAACUCUUCUGCUGAAAUACAGCACCAUGUGAACUUUCAACAUGUGGAUAUCCUGAGCCCAGCCAACCCCAGGGGGAAGGGGCUCCUACAGGGGGGACUGGAGAAUCAGAAUGACAUAAACAUACCAUCUACUAGUAGCAGUGGUGCCAAGGAACUGUUUGAGUGCCCACUGUGCGGGCUACACACACAUACUGCUAAUGCCUUGGAAGUGCAUGUGAACAUAAAACAUAAAGAUAUAUUGAGUCCAGAGGAUGGUAUGCUGAGAGCCCCAAUAGCAGAGAUUGAGGAGGAUGACAGCCACUGUUGUCCUGUGUGUGGUAUGGAGUUUGCAUGUCUGGCCAGUUUAACGGCCCAUGUAGACGGUCACUUUUCUGCUGCCCAGACACCAGUGAAUGGAGUGGCAGACAAUGCCCUGGUACAAGACAUUGAAAGAAAGGAGAAAGCUGCUCAACAAUCUCUAGAACAAAAGGAGUUUGAAAGGUUACAGGCCCAGUAUGGCAUGGAUGGCAAGAACAGCUACAAGAAGCAGUCCCAGAAGAACCUGGAGAAGGCUGUGUGUGACGGCCAGAUGAGCAUCACGGAGUAUUACAACCGUCUGAUGCAGACACAGGAGUCCAGUGUCACUGGGGUGGACGAUGGUCAUUCUUGUACCAAAGGUAUUAUUGCCAGACUGCGUGACUUCUAUGCUAAGCCCAGUAGUACCAAGGCAUGGUUGUGUUCCAGUGUUGACCACUUUGCUGCCUCCUAUGGGGACAAAGGCUGGGGCUGUGGCUACAGAAACCUUCAGAUGCUGCUCUCCUCCCUGGCAGCCUGUUCCCUGUAUCAAGAUGUGCUGUUUAAUGGGAGACCAAUAAUUCCCUCCAUUCCAAAGAUCCAGCGUCUUAUAGAGACGGCCUGGCAGAAGGGUUUCGACCUCCAGGGCUCUGAACAGCUGGGGGGAAAGCUUUUCAAUACUACAAAAUGGAUUGGAGCAACAGAAAUAGUAGCCACUUUAUCAUCACUAAAAGUCAAAUGCCAGCUUUUAGAUUUCCAUGCCCCCACAGGCCCUGACGGGACUCACCCCAAGCUGUUUGAGUGGGUCAGAGACUACUUCAAAAAGACAGCAGACUUCAAACCUCCACUGUACCUUCAACACCAAGGCCACAGCAGGACAAUCGUAGGUGUGGAAGAGACGAAGGACAGCAGCCUACGUCUGUUGUUGUUUGAUCCCAGCUUGACAAAGAAACAGAUGCACCAGUUCCACGGGGAGAUUAACGCCAAUCUGAUGAGGAGUCUACGUCGUACCCCCCUCAGCAUGAAGGCCAAGCAGUAUCAGAUUGUCGCGGUGGUGGGGAUACUAAAUGAGAAGGAGUAUCAGGAAAACAAAAUCAUGAAGUCUGAGAGGAUCCCAUGAUGCCUGCUACACCUCAGUCAGUGACAUGAUUGACAUCAAUAUGAUUUAAGUUUGAAUAAUCCAGUGGUUUGAUGCAAACUCAAUGGUUUUUUUUUUUUCUCUCUUUGCACAAGGUCUGUAAGGGAAUUUAUAGCAUCAAGUAUUGCAAUAUACUUUGUACCAAGUUCGGUUGACUAAUUUAGUAGAUUGACACGUUAAAUCCAGUGGGUCUGAAUUUCAGUCCCUUUCCUUCCUGUACCAGUGUAAUGAAACACCCUAACACCUCAUGGAGAGUUUCAAGUUGUUAUUUAUUUAUGUACAUUUUCGCACAAGGCAGCAAAGCUGGCAGAUAUACAGUCAUAUUAAAUUUAUUUGUUAAUGUAGUAUAGGGAUGUAAUCUUGGCAAUAAGCCAGUGUUUACUUACGAGUAUAGUUAAAUUUAAACUGCAGGCAGCUUGCCAAGGCCACCAGGAAAGUGUACAAGACUGAAAUAAGCCAGAGGCUGCGCCAUUUAUAUUGUACAGCUUAUAUACAAAAUGUUAGUCUUCAUUUUAUCACCAUCAGUCAUGUAACAUUAUUAAGAUUCUGGUCAUUUUUAUAGUUAUUAAUGUUGAAAUGUUUGUUCAGCUGUAGUCAUCUCAACACAACAUUUGAUAAAAAAAUUAUAGGUCACUAUGGUCAUUACAAAUAGGCUUUCCAAAUUUCUUUGACUGAAUUUUGUUUAAUAAGUGUAAUUGCUUCACUGUCAGUUACAAAUACCUCAAUGAUGAAAACGAUCAAAGUCUUACAGUAGACUUUUUAGCACAAAUAAGUAAACAUGUUGAAAAUGUAGCCUUCUUUAGAAGUAAUUUUAUAUCAUGAAAUUUUGAGAAAACUGCUUUGGUAUCCCCAAAGGAGAGAUUGUAACAAACCAAGCUGAGUAAGUAACCAUUAGAUCAACAACUAUGUAUUUAUGUUAAAGUACACAGUAGAAUUUUUCUUUUGCUUCAAAGAGAGCCAUUAUGAAAACUUCAUGACAAGACGUGUUUAAAUAUGAUUCACGUAAUUUUUAAUGUUAUAACUUAUACAUAAUAAAUCUUUCAAUUUUUAAGAAAAUUACAAAAUUGCGUCCUUCUUAUGCGCUACAUAAUCAGUUCUAUGCCAUGAUAGCAGCAUAAAAGUGGUCCCAAAGAUAUCUGUUUGGAGGGUCUGCAUACCUUGGUCAAAUAAUUCAAUGUUCUUGAUCUACAUGGCGGUUGUUUUUAAUAUUAUGCCAAUGUUUUGUUCUAACUUCGGAUCAUGUCCAUCAAAAUUACUUAUAAUUCAAGCCAAGUGACAUCCUUAUUUGGCCAGUCUGUAUAUCGUACAUGUGUGGUCACGUACUUCUAGCGCUAGCGUUGUUUGGACUGUUUGUUGUAUAUUGUACACCCGUGGUCACAUAACUCUAGGCCUAGCGUUGUUUGGACUGUUUGUUGUAUAUCAUACAUGUGUGGUCACGUACUUCUAGCCCUAGUGUUGUUUGAACUGUGAGCUGUAUAUUGUACACCAGGGGUCACAUACUCCUAGUCCUAGCGUUGUUUGCACUGUGAGCUGUAUAUAAUGUACCUGUAAUCUUCAGGUCACAAUGCACCCAGCC